AUGUAUAUAGACGAGGAGAUCGACAGUGUUUUUGUGCGGCGAUUAGACGGCGAUAGGAGUUCUGAAAUGAAGAGUCGAUCAACUAGGAGGUCGCUGAAGAAGAAGAAGAAAAGCAAUGGAUCUACAGCCAAAAGUACUUCUAGUGCACACAAUGAUAAGCCUGUGAAACAAUCAGCUGUGGGACAACAACCUAUGGCUGCUAAGGCCAAUAUGAGAUCCAAUGGCACUGCCGGCAAAACUGUGGUUGCGCAAGAUGACUCAAAAAUGGAUGCCGAGAGGAUUCAUCAAGAGGCCACUAAAAGAUUUGCGGUUAUCGAGUCUAUAAGGAACGACAAGGCCUUAGAGGCACAGACACCGUUUACUAAGAAUUUCACAAUACAUGAGAAACUACCAGAUCACAAAGACAACAAAGAUGUCAAAACAACCGCUGGCUCGGGAAAGAGUGACCUGGUAGUGGAUACUGAUGAUCAUAUUAAAACAGCUGAAUCUAUGGAUAUAAGGCUAAACAAUCCCCUUUUGAAGGACUCACAAAAUUCUGUGGAAAACGGUAAGGCCAUUAAUGUCGAAUCUAAGAAGAACGAAGAACCUAUGACUAUUCUAAGAAAACAUAAUAAUCAAAACAUAACCGAAAACAAAAACGAUACAGUACCCAAACAAAAAGAUGCUAUGCCAAAUGUAAAAUACUCACCUAAGGUAAAUGAUACAAAAAUCGAAACAGAAAAUGUCUUAAAAAAAAAUCACGAUACAUACACUCAACUUAAUUCAAAGGUAGCCAUUUCAAUGGAAAAUCCUGUGGAAAAAGUACCACUAUCUUUGGAUACAUACCAAAGUCAACCUAAAAUUAAAGCAGAGACCACCCCAGAUCUUAUUACAGGUGAAAGAAACAUUAGGAGAACUUCAAAUGUAAUAGGGACUGGAAAGGGUAGAAUAAACUCGCUGGAUUUCUUGCACAAACCUCAAAGGGUAACGCAGAUGAAGUCCGAGGAUUUCAUAUCUCCAGAGGAGCUCAAGCGGAACACUGAUAUGAACAAGCAAAUUUUAAUGGCUAAAAUACUACCUGAUGAUAGAAUUAACGACAAAAUAGAUGAUAUAACGACACCAGAGGAAGAAAUCACUGGUCUUAAACAUGAGCUUGGCAAGAUGUCUAUAGGAAACGGCUCUGCCAACUCCCCAGCAAUAAAUUCUAUAAAAGCGGAAGAGAUAAUCGAGCUAGCUCAAGAUGAAUCUAUUUCGCCAACAGAGCACCAUUAUCCAAUCCUAAAUAGGGCCAACCAAGCCCAACAAGACGUGUGCUUACCCUUGCAUGAUUCAUACGAUCAAUCUCCAGUGGAGGACCACAUGAUGCCAUUGCCCCCGGUAUACAAGAAGUCUGGGGAGCUGGUGAAGAGUUCUCUGAAGAGGAGAUCGAAGUCCCUGCCGGUGACGCCAAACUCGAACAGGAGAACUCAGAACUCACGUGGCGUGCGCAUGAAUAACCCCAGAGACCAAUUGAUUCGUAGUAAGAGUGUCCACUUUGACCAAAGGCUGCCAGUGAAGUAUUUCUUCAAAGAGGAGAGUCCCAGCGUCGUUAGUAUCCGUGAUGAAGAGGACGACGUGCUAAGUUUCCAACACAAGCCACUUGUUCGCAGUAUUGAUCGCAACAAUGGCAGAAAGAAGAGGCUAGACCUGAACAGGAGACUUGAGGGUGGGUUUAUGGAUGACGAUGAGGAUGGGUAUCCGUACAGCUAUGAUUACGACGAGGAUGACGAUGAGACAACGCGUGGGGGCACAGACCUCGACCGGUACAUGGACGAGUACGACUACGAGAACGGGUUCAGCCAGGGCGACAGUAUCUUUAGCCGCGGGCUGAAGUCUCUGAUGAUGAACGACCGUGGCAGUGGUCUCAAGGACAACUUCAAGGACCCCACUCCGCCGGUCUCGCAAUCAAGCACGAGCAAGAAAGAGGAGAAGAUGACCACUCUAGUGAGCAAGAACUUCCCAACGCUGGGCAGCAAGACGUCGAAGUCGCUGAAGUUGAACAUCUUCUUGAACUCCACGAGCGACAAGAAAGUGCUGUUACAAGAGGUGAGUCUCAAUGUACAGAAGCGCAAGUCCAACUACUACAACAGCAACUUUGGCGGACCCGGUAUCGGCUUCUCCACUGGCCGAGACGAGGACGACAAGCUGAUCAUCACGGGCACGGUGCUUGUCAAGAACAUAUACUUCGACAAGAAGGUCUCGAUACGUUACACCUGGGACCACUGGCGCAGUUGCAACGAAGUGGAGUCCAUGUACGUGGGCUCCGGCAACAACUACCUGCCAGGAUCGCAAAUGGAUAUAUUCAGGUUCAUGAUCGACAACACCGUGCUCAGCAACGGCCAGUACGUUUCCAACCGCAGCCGAGAACUGGAGUUCUGCAUCCAGUACACCACCCGCAGCAACACUGCCCGCGAGGAGUACUGGGACAACAACAACGGCAAGAACUACAUCGUGGAAAUCCAGUAG
Nakaseomyces glabratus is the source of this 2484-nucleotide messenger RNA. It is a transcript of the gene PIG2, whose product is annotated as putative protein phosphatase regulator PIG2. Gene Ontology annotation, cellular component: protein phosphatase type 1 complex. Gene Ontology annotation, molecular function: glycogen binding; protein phosphatase 1 binding. The record is from RefSeq and is a predicted model, not a curated record. NCBI's taxonomy places the organism in Eukaryota, Fungi, Ascomycota, Saccharomycetes, Saccharomycetales, Saccharomycetaceae. Gene Ontology annotation, biological process: regulation of glycogen biosynthetic process.